Messenger RNA from Aspergillus piperis CBS 112811, 506 nucleotides. RefSeq lists its product as uncharacterized. The coding region runs from base 115 to 396 and encodes 93 amino acids. Lineage: Eukaryota; Fungi; Ascomycota; Eurotiomycetes; Eurotiales; Aspergillaceae. The transcript has a single exon. The record is from RefSeq and is a predicted model, not a curated record.
GGUGACCACACCCGACGAAGGCCGGCUUUAUUCGAUCUAUCUGACGGAACGUCCUUGGAUGAAAUGGCAAGGGUCGCUGCCGUAUUUAUGAGAAGUUAGUACUGCAAGAUUUGAAUGUAUGAGACGUGUAACUUGCAAAGGAAAGACCAAGGUUGCGACUUCCUUAUUGAACGGGAGGAACGCCUAGACUGCAAUCAUUAUCUUUGUCUCAACAGACCAACUCUUCUACUUUUUUUUCCGCACACGGACCUAAAUAUCCUAAUUAUUCCUAUUGUCUCAUUUUUAUACUCUCCUAUAAUGCAGCAGAGAAGAUUACUGCUUCCAGGAGAACCUGUACCUUACGACCCUUCACGCCCAUGGUUUCCGCAAUAUGGUGCCGGCAAUGGAGAAGGGUAGGUGACUGUCACCAUGAAACGCACAGUUUGAUAACCAUAGAAGGACUCCCUACUUCCGUGGCAACAUUAUAGUAUUAAACUCCGUUAACUACUUCCAAGGCCAGCCAAUAU